Messenger RNA from Papaver somniferum (opium poppy), 617 nucleotides. RefSeq lists its product as uncharacterized. The transcript has 5 exons. The record is from RefSeq and is a predicted model, not a curated record. Bases 150 to 518 code for a protein of 122 amino acids. Lineage: Eukaryota; Viridiplantae; Streptophyta; Magnoliopsida; Ranunculales; Papaveraceae.
ACAUUCUUCAAGCGAAAGAAAUCCCCUUUCUGAAACCCUAGUUCGUUAUAUUGUGUGUAUUUCUCUGCACAUUACCAAAUCAAACUAAAAAUUCGUUCUAUUGUGUGAAUUUCGCUGAAGAUUACCGAAUCAAACUCAAAAUCAAAAGUAUGGAUGAAGGAAAUCAAGAAAAUAAGAGGAUUCCAAAGCUGAAUUUAGAUUCAAUAGAUUUGCUGUGUAGGGAUGAAAGAUUUGUAAAUGGAAGAUUGGUUAGUACUAAUAUCGAAGAUUCUAUUGAUCACCUCCUAUGCAAGGACAAAAGAUUUGUGGAUGGAAGAUUGGUUAAUAUUAAUAUCCAAGGUGAACCAGAGCCUAAGGCUAAGGGAGAGGCUGGAGAAGAUGAACCAGUGUUCAAGGGAGAGACUGGAGGAGGUGCACUUACUAUCAAAGGUGAUCGAGAGCCAAAGGAAGAGAUUGGAGGAGGUGAACUGGAUGAUUAUGGUAUUGGUCUGAGUGAAGUUUACAAGAAGAAGAACUAGAUAAAGAGAUAGAGUUUUGUGAAUGACUGAUGCCACCCAUUGAUGUUUACUAUUUUGUUUGCUUAGUUUGUGAAAAUAUGAGAUUCAAGGUACAUAUGA